Molecule: messenger RNA, 1251 nt
Organism: Geodia barretti
Lineage: Eukaryota; Metazoa; Porifera; Demospongiae; Tetractinellida; Geodiidae
Source: the annotation of a GenBank genome assembly
AUGACCUCACCCGCCAACCUCGAAUCGAGCCUGCAACCGCUGCCGCUGCAGGGGUUACGCGUACUGGAUGCCACGCACAUCGUGGCCGGGCCGUUUUGCGCGAUGAUCCUGGCGGACAUGGGCGCAGAGGUGAUCAAGAUCGAAAGGCCGGGCAGCGGAGACCGUGCCCGCGAGAACGAUCCUUUCGUGGAAGGCCCGGACGGUUCACAAGUGAGCGCCAGGUACUUGGGCGUGAACCGAAACAAGAAAAGUGUUGCGCUGGAUCUGCGGGAUCCGGUGGGCAAACGAGCAUUCGAAAACAUGGUGCGCGUUUCGGACGUCCUGCUGGACAACUGGGGCCCGGGCGCAAUGAGCCGCCUGGGGUUCAGCUAUGAACGGCUGAGCGAGAUCAACGCCGGCCUGGUAUACGCCAGCAUCAGCGGGUACGGGGACAGCGACGGAUUGCGCGGGCCCUACUCCAACUGGCCGGCGAACAACCCGUGCGUGCAGGGCAUGGGCGGGUGGAUGGUGACCACCGGGACGCCCGACAGCGGGCCGCAAAUGGUGGGCGACAACAUGGGUGAUUCAGUGCCGGGAGUCUGGACGGCGCUGGGGGUGAUGUUGGCGCUAGAAUCGCGGCGGAAGACCGGACUGGGGCAGCAUGUGGACAUGGCAAUGUAUGACUGCAUGGCGGCCCAUACCACGAGCAGCAUGCCGCUGUUCCAAUCCACGGGCCAGGUGACGACCACGGCCCGGGAGAACAUGUUCUCGGCGCAACUGACCCUGCGCGCGUCGGAUGGCUACGUGGUGCUGGCCGGGGCCGGCAACGCGGACGACAAGUGGACGGCGAUGUGGAACCUGGCCGGCCGGCCGGAGCUGGCGGCAGACCCGCGGUACCUGGGCCGGGGAGUAACGGGGCCGUUCUACAUCAGUCACAUCGUGCCCGCCAUUGAGGAAUGGUCCCAGAAUAUCCCGAAACGGGAGCUGAACCAGCACCUUCUGGAUUGCGGGUUUUCCAUGGGCAUCGUGCAGGAUGCGGCGGACCUGGACAGCUGCCCGCACCUGGCAAGCAGGAACAUGUUCGUGGAUAGCGGCGACACCUACGGUGGGUCAUUCCGCACGGUCAACACCCCGGUGCAGCUCACGGGAUGCGUCGAUACGCCGGUAAUUCCGCCGCCGACGCUGGGUGAACACAACCACGACGUGCUGUGCACCAUUGGCGGGUUGACGGCGGAAGAAGUGAUCCGGCUGGAAGCAGAAGGCAAAGCCUGA